This is a messenger RNA of Pygocentrus nattereri (red-bellied piranha), 4733 nucleotides long. It is a transcript of the gene rasa2, whose product is annotated as RAS p21 protein activator 2. Lineage: Eukaryota; Metazoa; Chordata; Actinopteri; Characiformes; Serrasalmidae. The record is from RefSeq and is a predicted model, not a curated record. The transcript is spliced from 24 exons. Gene Ontology annotation, biological process: intracellular signal transduction; regulation of GTPase activity. Bases 78 to 2540 code for a protein of 820 amino acids.
AGCACGGGGGAUGGGCGUGGCCUGACUGUCGGCGUUGAAAAGCGGCUGCGGCAGAUCGUCGUUAAAGCGCAGCGGCAAUGGAGGAGCCGAGGGUCAGAGUACUGCAGAGCCUUCGGGGGAAGAUCUGUGAAGGGAAGAAUGUGGGUUGUGGCUCCGGAUCGAACCGUCUGCGAGACGUUGGCACCUUCUGCACCAUCAGUCUGGACCAGGAGGAGGUUUUCCGCACUAAAGUCUACGAGAAGAGCCUGAGUCCGUUCUAUGGAGAAGAUUUCUACUUUGAGAUUCCGCGGCCGUUCCAGUGUCUGUCCUUCCACGUUUACGCCAAGAGCGUCUUCCAGAGGGAACAGCCAGUAGGUAAAGUGUCCAUUAGAAAGGAUGACCUGUGUAAGUACAGUGGGAAGGAACACUGGUUUGCGCUGCAGCCUGUAGAUCCAAACUCAGAGGUUCAGGGUAAAGUUCAUUUGGAGAUGAAGCUGAACGAGCUCAUCACAGAUAACGGUCCGGUUUCUCCACGGUUGCAGGUCAGGAUAAUCGAGUGUCAGGGGUUACCUUUGAUAAGUGGUCAGAACUGUGACUCUUUCGCCACAGUGACGCUCAUCGGACCUGCCAGGUCUGAUCAGAGGAAGACUAAAGUGAAGAAGAAAACUAGUGAUCCUCACUUUGAAGAGACGUUCUACUUUGAGGUGUCCAGAUCCAGCAGCAACGCCAAGAAAUCCCACUUCCAGGUGGAGGACGAGGACAUUGAGAAACUGGAGAUCAAGGUGGAGCUGUGGAAUAACGGCAAUUUGGCUCAGGAUGUUUUCCUGGGAGAAACGCGAGUGUCGCUGAAGGUCCUGAGAAAUGACGUUGUUCACAAAGCAUGGUACCUGCUGCAGCCCCGGGGGAACGGUACUAAGCCUAAGCCUGAUGAUCUGGGUUCCCUGAGGCUGAAUGUGACCUACACUGAGGACAACGUUCUCCCGUCCUCCUGCUACUUUCCCCUGCGCAACCUGCUGCUGAAAUCACCUGAUGUUCAGCCCAUCUCUGCAUCUGCAGCUCAUAUUCUUGGGGAUGUUUGUAGAGACCGGUCUGAAGCGUCUCUGCCGGUCGUUCGGUUGCUGCUGCAUCAUAAUAGACUGCUGCCUUUCCUCACCUCGAUUGCUGCCUUAGAGCUAGACAACACACAAGAGGCCAACACCAUAUUCCGUGGGAACUCUCUGGCGACUCGCUGCAUCGACGACAUGAUGAAGAUGGUGGGGAGAAAUUACCUGACUGUCACACUGAAACCUGUACUGGAUGAGAUUUGUGAGUCCAAUAAAACGUGUGAGAUCGAUCCAGUGAAGCUGAAAGAGGGCGACAACGUGGAGGUCAACAAGGAGAACCUACAGGUGUAUGUUCAGAAGGUCUUUUCCUCCAUCACCCAGUCCAGUGCCAGCUGUCCUCCGCUGAUGUGUGACGUGUUCAGGGCUCUGCGCCAACUCGCAUCCGACAGGUUCCCCGGUGACCCUCAUGUCCAGUACUCAGCGGUCAGCAGCUUUGUGUUUCUGAGGUUCUUUGCUGUGGCCGUUCUGUCACCUCACACCUUCCAGCUCCGCCCACACCAUCCGGACCCGGAUGUCUCCCGCACUCUGACACUCAUCUCUAAAACUAUCCAGACUCUGGGCAGUUGGAGCAGCCUGUCCAAAAGCAAACUGUCCAGUUUUAAAGAGUCCUACAUGUACGAUUUCUUCAAAUUAUUCCUAGAAGAUCAAUGUAUAGAAAAAGUUAAAAAGUUUUUAGAUGAUAUCUCCUCCAACAUGAGUAAAGGGACUUGUGGAGUGGAGGACUCGGUGGUACUGAAGGAGGGAGAGGUCCAUAAGCGAGCUCAGGGGAAGAAGCGUCUGGGGAAGAAGAAUUUUAAGAAGCGCUGGCUGAGAGUCACCAACCGAGAACUUUCAUACCACAAACAUAAAGGGAAAGAUGCACUGUGUGUUAUUCCAGUGAAGAACAUCCUGGGAGUGGAGAAACUGGACGAAAACACCUUCAACCGCAAAAAUAUGUUCCAGGUGUUGCUGUCUGAAAGACCACUGUACGUCCAGGCAGGUAACUGUGUGGAGGCGUCCGAGUGGAUCGAGGUGCUGAGUCAGGUCAGUCGCUGUAACCCAGGGCGACUCAGCAAUUUCCACCCGUCCGCUUACGUCACGGGGAUGUGGCUCUGCUGCAAGGAGACGACCGAAAAUCUGCCCGGCUGCAGACCCUGUACCACCAGCACGUUGGCGAACAUCCAGCCAGAGAUCGACUGUGACCGAGAGACGGAGAGGAUCUUCUCUCUCUUCAGUGCCAGCCUGCCCCGCCUGCAGAAGAUGGAGGAUGCGUGUGCAAGCAUGUCUGUGUAUCUGGGUCAGCAAAAGGAGCAGGAGGAGUACUCUGCCUUCAUCAUACAGGACCCGAAAGAGACCUUCCGCACCAUUAAGGAGAUCAGGGAGGUUCUAGAGGAGCUGAAGGCUCAGCACGCGGACACUGAGGCACUGACAGACCAGCCAGGCACCAUUGAGAAUCCCAUCGUGGGAAAAACGUCAUAACCAGCGGGGUGGGGGGGUGCAAUGCAUUUCCUGCCAGAGUGAAGUGUCCCGAGGAGGAGGACGUCCAGAAACUGCUCGGAGAAUGUUCCUGUGCAAGAGAGGAGUGAUAGAGUGGAAAGGAGAGAGUGACCGCAGGAGCGGCUGUGUCGGUCCAGUCUGAAGAACCGGAGGCCGUUCGAGAGUCUGUAAAUGAGACUCUCUUGCCAAACAGUCCAAUCAGUCCUAACGAGCGUUUCUGCGUCUUCACCCAAUCACACCAAACAAACCCCCCAGUCAGCUCCUUCACCACUGCACGCUGCGACCAAUCAGACGCUCCGUCUGAGGGAAAAAUGGCUGCUAAGAAAUGAAACUCCAUUCUGUGAUUUGUUUGUUUAGACUGCGUUACAGGAGAGAUGAUGAUGAUGAUGAUGAUGAUGGAACAUUUAAAGGGAAUCGCGCUUCGUCUCUGCUGUGUUUUCUCCUCCGGCUCAUUUCUCUUUCCACCUCCGCUCGUCUGCGCAGCUCCAGACGGAGGAGUUGAUCUGCCUUAUUGAGUCUAAUCAGUGGUUGUUCUUACAGUCCGACACCGUCUGUGGAUUAACACAGAAGCACUUUAGAUAUUUGGAAUUACUCCAGAUGAGAUUAUUUUAGAUACGUGGUAUCAUUUUUUCUUUUUUUCUGCUUUAUCGAUCAGUUAAAUGAUCAUCUCUCAUGUUCCUGUAGAUAACAAUUCAUACUUUGUAGAUUUUUAAUAGCUAUUUUUCUUAUGCCAAAGAAGUUUUGUAGAGAUUUUUGGUGGAACUGAAAAGGGUCUAAAUGUAGUUUUGUUGUUUUUUUUUAAUAGACUUCAUAUUUCUUCAUGUAUGUUCAGCCGAACGUGAAAACAUUUUUAUUGCUUAUGAAGACACAAUCAGGCCAGCUUCAUGAUUUUUUUGCACAAGCGUGAAAAGUUAAGGCUUUUUUUUCUGUCUUAAUCACACUUUAACACUGUCGAUCAAUCAAAAUCACUCUUAUCAUGUCCUGUAAUAAUCAUGAUAAACAUUCCUGAGCACACAUGCAAUCAUCUGCUCUUCUUUUGCACAAUCAGCUUCAGCCCAUUUCUGAUAUUUUGGCCUCAUUUUUUAUAAUUGUUUGUACAGGCCAGUCAGUCCGUGAUCAUCCUUGGUCUGUCUGAAAGUGUCCAGACUGCAGCGUUUAUUCCUCUAUUAACCGAGUUUGUUUCCCUCUGCUGCCUCGAUUCUUCUGGAACGCUUUACACCUGAUUCUGAACAUUGCUGUGAGGAUCUGAUUGAGCAUUAGUGAGGUCAGGUACUGAUGUUGGAUGGUCAGUUCUGGGUCACUCCAGCUCAUCCCAGAGGUACUGGAAGAAGCUCCAUCACUCCAGAGAACGCAGUUCCAGUGCUCCACAUCCCAGUGCUGGGGGGCUUUAUACCCCUCUAGCCAUUGCUGGGCGCAGGACAUGGAGACCUCAGGAUCACGUGCAGAUGUCUGGACACUUCUGGACGGAUCGGACGCUGAAAUCAUUUUUUAGAUCUUCUAACAAUCCCUUUGUUUUUAAUGUAUGUUAUAAAUGAAAGUUGUUUUUAUUAUUGAAUGAACACAAUGUGAUUUAUGAUUUUGCUAAAUGGUAAAUUUAAUGGUACGUUUGUCUCUGUGGUACUUUGAGUGACCCUCGCAGCAUCCAGUCAAGGCAUUUUAGCGGUACGGCUAGCUGUGUUUGUUCCAAUGGACGCUGCCUUUCCCUGAUGAAUGAUAAUCACAGUAAAUGAAGGAUUCGCUCCAAAUGCCCUCAUUCGCUCAUUUCACAGCACGUGCAGUUUAAUCCCUGUUAAAAAUGCAUGAUGAACCAUGCAGUGGCCUUUUAGGACCCUCAGCACUGAAGCCGGGGGUCCACUGUUCAAAUUUAGCACUUACUGUUUAAAGCGAAUGCUGUACCUGUAAACGGUGCGUAAACGAACCCCGACUGGAUCCGCAGAGGACCUGAAUGAAGACACAUUCCACUAUAUGAUAUUUCUGCAGUCGAUCGUGUCAUUUCGUCUGCAGACGUCGUCUGUUUUUAGCAGAAAUCACAGGUAAACUCGUCCUAAUCCACGUGUUGUUGUCUCCUUUUUGUUGUUAUUUAAACAUUUUUAUAUAAGUUUCUUAACAAAAACUCAUGUUUCCUUUUUGCUUGCUCUUCAGAAAUAAUUUACAAUAAAAUCUUUUUUGCCAACA